GCUAAUUUGACAAUCAUCUUUACAAUGUAGCACAAGUGUUAUUGUGUACAAAAAUAUAGACUAAUUUGCAGAAAACCCCACUAUCAUUAGAUAUUAACGGACUUUCGUAACAGGUAAUCUCUGGUUUUUAGCUGAAUGGAUCCUUUACGACAGAGGCGUUUUCUAUCCCUAGACAACAGGAAUGGUACGAGCUACAACAACUCUUCUACAUGGAACGGCCUCAUGUCAAACGGAGAACACGACAAGAAGAAACCAGCCACACAACUGGAUGGAUGUCUGGUCUUCUUGAUAGUCGCAGUGUUUUAUUGUUCAAUUGUUGGUCUUAUCAACAUCCGCGUUCAUUCUUACCCUGCUCCAAAGACAGUCGUAGACUCGCUGAAGACCGAUUUUGUAGAAGAACGAGCUCGAGAACACUUAGACCGAAUCACGAGUGUUGGAGCAAGAGUAGUGGGAAGUGCUGCCAUCUCGCAGGCCGAACGUUACAUUGUGAGUGUACUGAAGCUGAUUUCACAGGGUUCCAGCCCGGCCAAUGUUGUGGACAUGGAUAUUCAGAGAGUUGGUGGGUCGCUGGCGUUGGAUUUCAUCGGCAUGGGAGAGUUCACUAAUGUGUACGAGAACAUCACCAAUGUUAUAGCCAAGUUGUCGCCAAGGGAGCCAGCUAGUCACAGUGUACUGAUAAACUGCCACUUCGACACAGUUACGGAUAGUCCAGGUGCGAGCGACAGUGCUGUGAGCUGCUGUCUGAUGCUGGAGAUCCUGCGAGCUCUGUCCCAGCGCGACACGCCCCUCACACACAACGUCAUCUUCCUCUUCAACGGCGCCGAGGAGGACAUCCUGCAGGCAAGUCAUGGGUUUAUCACCAAACACCCAUGGGCCAGGAGUAUUGGAGCCUUUGUCAAUCUGGAUUCGGCAGGAGCUGGGGGCUGGGAGAUAGUCUUCCAAACAGGUCCUGAGCACCCCUGGUUGGUGAGGGCAUAUGCUAGUUCAGCCGUCUACCCCUGCGGAUCGGUGUUCAGUCAGGAAAUCUUCCAGAGUGGACUGGUGCCAUCCGAUACAGACUACCGCAUUUUUAGAGACUUUGGAAAUAUUGCAGGUCUCGACAUUGCACACAUCCAGAAUGGGUUUGUGUAUCACACAAAGAACGACGUGGCUGACAUGGUCGCUGCAGGAUGUAUGCAGCGUGGAGGUGAAAACGUGAUGUCUCUACUGACGACCCUCGCGUCGAGUCCCCAGGUAGUGCAUCCCAGGGAAGAGAAACACGGCAAUAUGGUCUUCUACGAUGUGGUUGGGUUCUUCAUGGUCUACUACCCACACAAUGUCGCUGUCAUCAUUAACUGGUCGGUGGUUGUCCUAAUGCUGGUCUUCUGUGCAAAAAAGGUUUCACUUAGUAAAGGUGGAUUCUACUUACUGAAACUGCUUGGUGCAGUGCUGGGCAUCGUCCUCACAUGGCUGGUGGUGGUGGCCUGUGUGUUGAUGGUAGCGGUGACGGUGACGACGAUGGGACGAGACAUGUCGUGGUUUACUGUGAUGCACAACAUCGUCUGGCUGUAUCUGUUACCAGGGGCUGCGGGGGGGCUGGCAUUCCACCUGCUACUCAAACACACUGUGUACAAGGCAAGCAAGUAUCUGUUAUUGGGGGCUGUGGGUGGGCUGGCGUUCCACCUCCUACUCAAACACACUGUGUACAAGGCAAGUAUCUGUUAUUGGGGGCUGUGGGCGGGCUGGCGUUCCACCUCCUACUCAAACACACUGUGUACAAGGCAAGUAUCUGUUAUUGGGGGCUGUGGGCGGGCUGGUGUUCCACCUGCUACUCAAACACACUGUGUACAAGGCAAGUAUCUGUUAUUGGGGGCUGUGGGCGGGCUGGUGUUCCACCUCCUACUUAAACACACUGUGUACAAGGCAAGUAUCUUAUUGGGACUGCGGGGGGGGGGGGGGGCUGGUGUUCCACCUCCUACUCAAACACACUGUGUACAAGGCAAGUAUCUGUUAUUGGGGGCUGUGGGCGGGCUGGUGUUCCACCUGCUACUCAAACACACUGUGUACAAGGCAAGUAUCUGUUAUUGGGGGCUGUGGGCGGGCUGGUGUUCCACCUCCUACUCAAACACACUGUGUACAAGGCAAGUAUCUGUUAUUGGGGGCUGUGGGCGGGCUGGUGUUCCACCUGCUACUCAAACACACUGUGUACAAGGCAAGUAUCUGUUAUUGGGGGCUGUGGGCGGGCUGGUGUUCCACCUGCUACUCAAACACACUGUGUACAAGGCAAGUAUCUGUUAUUGGGGGCUGUGGGCGGGCUGGUGUUCCACCUCCUACUCAAACACACUGUGUACAAGGCAAGUAUCUGUUAUUGGGGGCUGUGGGCGGGCUGGUGUUCCACCUCCUACUCAAACACACUGUGUACAAGGCAAGUAUCUGUUAUUGGGGGCUGUGGGCGGGCUGGUGUUCCACCUGCUACUCAAACACACUGUGUACAAGGCAAGCAAGUAUCUGUUAUUGGGGGCUGUGGGCGGGCUGGCGUUCCACCUCCUACUCAAACACACUGUGUACAAGGCAAGUAUCUGUUAUUGGGGGCUGUGGGCGGGCUGGCGUUCCACCUCCUACUCAAACACACUGUGUACAAGGCAAGUAUCUGUUAUUGGGGGCUGUGGGCGGGCUGGUGUUCCACCUGCUACUCAAACACACUGUGUACAAGGCAAGUAUCUGUUAUUGGGGGCUGUGGGCGGGCUGGUGUUCCACCUCCUACUUAAACACACUGUGUACAAGGCAAGCAAGUAUCUGUUAUUGGGGGCUGUGGGCGGGCUGGCGUUCCACCUCCUACUCAAACACACUGUGUACAAGGCAAGUAUCUGUUAUUGGGGGCUGUGGGCGGGCUGGCGUUCCACCUCCUACUCAAACACACUGUGUACAAGGCAAGUAUCUGUUAUUGGGGGCUGUGGGCGGGCUGGUGUUCCACCUGCUACUCAAACACACUGUGUACAAGGCAAGUAUCUGUUAUUGGGGGCUGUGGGCGGGCUGGUGUUCCACCUCCUACUCAAACACACUGUGUACAAGCACUCUGACGUGUGGCAGGUUGAGAGUCUGUACUUUGAAGCUAACCUGUUGGUGUGGACCGUUGUUCUCGCCCUGUUCACCUACAACGGCAUCAUGUCAGCGUAUAUUGCUCUGCUGUGGGUUAUCUGUCCGGUGUUCAUACGAAGUGUUUUGACCAAGCUGCUAACAAAUGGCUCACCAGCCAAUACACAAGGUGUUGUUGCGGUCAGCCUGAUGACAGUAUUAAUCCCUGCUGUGUACACUCUGUACCUCACCAUCACCAUCUUCCAGCUGUUCACGCCCAUCAUGGGCCGACUUCCGGCCGUCAUGCCAGACCUUCCUAUCAGUAUUAUGUCCGCUUUCUCAGUCAUACUCUGUAUAUCACCUCACAUUGGGUUAGUCUACAUAUCUCGCAGAAUGUCUCAGGUUGUGGUUGCCAUGGUAACCAUCUCUCUAGUCGGUAUAGCAGCUGUCUUCUUGACGCCGCUUGGAUUCCCGUUUACAGCAGACAGAGUUGUAUCCUCACAACAGAGAGCUAUGUUUUUACAUAUAGACCGUCGGUUUCACAACAUCGACAGGGAAUAUAAGAAUGCAUCAUCCAUAUGGUACAUUCCGUUUGACUACCAUGGUAUUAAGUCGAUUGAGAAGUACGCCCCAGAAGUGUUCAAGGAUGCCUUUCCUGUCCGGUGUGAGGGAGCAUACUGUGGCCGGCCAUACACACUUCCUGUAGUGUCCAUGUAUCAGCCGGGACACUGUGUUGACGUGCCUGCUCCUCCACUCAACCUGACCGACCGGUUUUCAAUCAAGUCUCUAAAGAAAGAACAACUCUCGUCUGACACUGUGAGGCUCACACUUGAGGUUACUGGUCCAAACCACCGAAGUUGCUACAUCUCCCCUCGGUCCGGUGUGUCACUCAAGCGCUGGUCCAUGGGUAGCGGGUACCCUAAACCAUCAAAAACUGAGCCCAUCUUCAACCAGACCACCUACUUCCUGUACUACGCCCACGGCGAAGGUCCGCCCCGAGUGUGGGAGUUCUUUGUGGAAUUUCAUGUUGAUCGCAGACGUUCGAAGUCAGAGCCGAUAGUUGACAUUGCGUUCUCGGGUCACUACUUGCACGGAGAGAAGAAGGUCACCCCAGCGCUGCUGUCGUUCACAGAAAAACUGCCGCCUUGGACGGUGUUCGUAUCGUGGGUCGCCACUUACGACAUGUACCAAUUUUAAUGACACUGGACCGUGUUCGUGUCGUGGGUUGCCACUUACGACAUGUACCAGUUUUAACAGCACUGUGGACCGUGUUCGUGUCGUGGGUCGCCACUUACGACAUGUACCAGUUUUAACAACACUACACACUUAGAACCAUUUACUCCUCUAUGCAUACCCAUGACUUUUGUUCAGAUUGGUUUUUACUGUGUAUGUGACAAUGUUUGUUUUUUUAAUUACUUCAAUUAUAUUUGUUGUUAGUCUUUUUUUGUGUG
This is a messenger RNA of Gigantopelta aegis, 4505 nucleotides long. RefSeq names its product endoplasmic reticulum metallopeptidase 1-like. NCBI's taxonomy places the organism in Eukaryota, Metazoa, Mollusca, Gastropoda, Neomphalida, Peltospiridae. The record is from RefSeq and is a predicted model, not a curated record. Gene Ontology annotation, biological process: proteolysis. Gene Ontology annotation, molecular function: metalloexopeptidase activity. Bases 136 to 4251 code for a protein of 1371 amino acids. The transcript is spliced from 19 exons.